UGAUUGUUCUCUCCCUCCGACAGUAGUCAUCUCUAUCCUCCAUUUCUACUCUCUUACCUGUUAUGCUUCCCGAUGGCACUCGUUUCCGUCUCUUCAGUCUAUCUUAAAACCCUAAAAGCCUCAUCUUCUUCUUCUGGGUCUCGAAAUCCUCGACGAACUCUGUCGAGGCCUUGUCUCGUUGUUUGUCAUGCUUUUCCGGAUUCUAGUUCUACUGAGCCGAAGAAGUGGAAGGCACUGCUUUCAACCGCAUUGGCAGCAGCAAUUAUAAAUUUCAGCCCGGCAAUGCCCGCUCUCGCCGAUCUCAAUAAAUUCGAAGCGGACGUGCGUGGGGAAUUUGGGAUUGGUUCUGCUGCUCAAUUCGGUUCUGCUGAUCUUAAGAAAGCAGUUCACAUGAACGAGAACUUCAGACGUGCGAACUUCACGGCUGCUGAUAUGAGGGAAUCUGACUUCAGUGGUUCAACAUUCAAUGGUGCUUAUCUUGAGAAAGCUGUUGCAUAUAAGGCAAACUUCACAGGUGCGGAUUUCAGCGACACAUUGAUGGAUCGCAUGGUUCUUAAUGAAGCCAACUUGACAAAUGCUGUGCUUGUUAGAUCUGUUCUCACUCGCAGUGAUCUUGGUGGUGCAACCAUUGAAGGUGCUGACUUCAGUGAUGCUGUCCUAGACCUUCCUCAGAAGCAGGCUCUGUGCAAGUAUGCGAGUGGGACGAAUCCUAUCACCGGGGUGAGCACAAGAGUAAGCCUAGGUUGUGGAAACAGUCGUAGAAGUGCAUAUGGGACACCAUCUUCCCCUCUGCUAAGUGCUCCACCCCAGAAGAUGCUUGAUCGGGAUGGUUUCUGUGAUCAAGGCACUGGUCUCUGUGAUGCCAAAUGAUCAGGCUACAGAACAACACUACAUACAAAUUGUGUAUAGAUGUGAUUAGAGAAUGGAAAUGCUCAAACUUAUUAUCCCUGUUUAGCCAAUACAAUUCAUGGAUGAUUCAAGUGUUAAAAAUAUAUUGAUACCA
Molecule: messenger RNA, 1003 nt
Organism: Telopea speciosissima
Lineage: Eukaryota; Viridiplantae; Streptophyta; Magnoliopsida; Proteales; Proteaceae
Product: thylakoid lumenal protein TL20.3, chloroplastic
Exons: 7
Coding region: 73-870 (265 amino acids)
Source: RefSeq, a predicted model, not a curated record